Messenger RNA from Besnoitia besnoiti, 438 nucleotides. RefSeq lists its product as uncharacterized. Bases 1 to 438 code for a protein of 145 amino acids. The record is from RefSeq and is a predicted model, not a curated record. Lineage: Eukaryota; Apicomplexa; Conoidasida; Eucoccidiorida; Sarcocystidae. The transcript has 5 exons.
AUGCUUCACGAAAAUCACGAGAAGCUCGUCUUCGUUUGCAACGGAUACAUCGACCGCCUCAAUCCGCGACUGCUGCCUGAGCGCCUGCGCAGGCGCCUCGAGCGGAACCGCAGCCCGGCGCUGAAGCGCUACGACGGCAAGCUCGCGUGGAGUCAAGCUGUCGAAAGCGCGAUAAAACGCACACACACCCCCUGUCUGGCGUUCGCUCAGGCUCACUCCCACCACUUGCUGGAGUCCCUCUCUAUGGACGAAGUCCUCGCGCUGGAGAAGCUCGUUCCCGAGAUCCGCGAGGCGUUCAAAACCUCUAAGGCCAAGCUCGCUGAGCAAGAGGCGCAGGACAAGUUCACGCGCCACGUCUCCGUCGGCCUUGCUGGGCUCGAAGGAGACCCUGUCUCCUUUCCGUUUGAGCUGAAGCGGGCAGAGUCCAAGAAUCCCUGA